CCUUAGUGGGGAAAACCGGGUGUAAGCCCCGGAAGUACUUGUUGCCUGAGCAGUGGGCUGCUUAGGAAGAGAAGGUCAGAGGUCGCGGGGGCAGAGGCAUUCUUGCCGCUGGCCCAGUCACUAUGUAGUGGAGGGGCAGACACCCUCCCGCAAAUUCUGGAAGGUUCUUAGUCUCGACUAGGGCAGUAGCCCCAGGACUCCUAGUCGCCGGCUUCGGGUCACUGCCGGCUGAACGGAGCUGCCGUCGCCAUGUUUGGCUGCUUGGUGGCGGGGAGGCUGGUGCAAACAGCUGCACAGCAAGUGGCAGAGGAUAAAUUUGUUUUUGACUUACCUGAUUAUGAAAGUAUCAACCAUGUUGUGGUUUUUAUGCUGGGAACAAUCCCAUUUCCUGAGGGAAUGGGAGGAUCUGUCUACUUUUCUUAUCCUGAUUCAAAUGGAAUGCCAGUAUGGCAACUCCUAGGAUUUGUCACGAAUGGGAAGCCAAGUGCCAUCUUCAAAAUUUCAGGUCUUAAAUCUGGAGAAGGAAGCCAACAUCCUUUUGGAGCCAUGAAUAUUGUCCGAACUCCAUCUGUUGCUCAGAUUGGAAUUUCAGUGGAAUUAUUAGACAGUAUGGCUCAGCAGACUCCUGUAGGUAAUGCUGCCGUAUCCUCAGUUGACUCAUUCACUCAGUUCACACAAAAGAUGUUGGACAAUUUCUACAAUUUUGCUUCAUCAUUUGCUGUCUCUCAGGCCCAGAUGACACCAAGCCCAUCUGAAAUGUUCAUUCCGGCAAAUGUGGUUCUGAAAUGGUAUGAAAACUUUCAAAGACGACUAGCACAGAAUCCUCUCUUUUGGAAAACAUAAUUUGAAUAAAAUAAUUUUUAAUGAA
Gorilla gorilla gorilla (western lowland gorilla) is the source of this 868-nucleotide messenger RNA. RefSeq names its product heat shock protein nuclear import factor hikeshi (gene HIKESHI). NCBI's taxonomy places the organism in Eukaryota, Metazoa, Chordata, Mammalia, Primates, Hominidae. Gene Ontology annotation, molecular function: Hsp70 protein binding; nuclear import signal receptor activity. Gene Ontology annotation, biological process: protein import into nucleus. The coding region runs from base 250 to 843 and encodes 197 amino acids. The transcript is spliced from 5 exons. The record is from RefSeq and is a predicted model, not a curated record. Gene Ontology annotation, cellular component: cytosol; nucleus.